Messenger RNA from Blastomyces gilchristii SLH14081, 1266 nucleotides. Its product is annotated as dolichyl-phosphate beta-glucosyltransferase. The coding region runs from base 1 to 1266 and encodes 421 amino acids. Lineage: Eukaryota; Fungi; Ascomycota; Eurotiomycetes; Onygenales; Ajellomycetaceae. The transcript is spliced from 3 exons. The record is from RefSeq and is a predicted model, not a curated record. Gene Ontology annotation, cellular component: endoplasmic reticulum membrane.
AUGGUGGACUUCCAAGCCCUGAGUGCGAUAUGCGCCCAAUGCCUAGAGCUCGCCGGUAGCAUUCCCCCUCUACUAUGGUUCAUAUUUCUCCUAUCGACAUUUACCGGGCUCAUUCUUCUUGGUUAUACUCUUCUCUUCCUCGUAGCGCCAAAUCCCCGCCCUCCGCUUCCGCAGGAGAAAAGAUACAAAACUAUUGCUGAAGAUGGAUCAAUUACGGCGCCCCAACUACUGCCUUGCUGGCAAGAUAGCCUACGAGGUCGUACAUCUGGCGACGUAAAAGAAAUGGAGAAGGCGGAGCUUUUUAUGUCCGUCGUGGUGCCCGCAUACAACGAAGAGGAUAGGCUGGGAGGGAUGCUGGAAGAGGCUGUGAAUUAUCUCGAGAAGACGUACGGGACUCUCGCGGAAUGUCUGCAAGAUGGAGCUUUGCGUAAGGAGGACAUGAGGUCGGAAGGGACUCGCCGUCGUAGACUCGACGAAAGGACAAAUGGGAGCAUAAGUGUGCCAUCACGGGGAUGGGAAAUACUCAUUGUGUCGGAUGGUUCCACAGAUGGGACCGUGGAGACCGCGCUAUCCUUUGCUAGAGACCAUCAACUGUCGGUACACCCCAAGAGCCAUGCAGGACCAUGGACAACCAUUUCAAGCGCGGAAGGAGUACAUAUCCCACCAGGGACAAUCCGAGUAAUCACCCUAGCGGAGAAUAGAGGAAAAGGCGGGGCUGUCAUUCAUGGUAUGAGGCAUGUGCGCGGCCAGUAUGUCAUAUUCGCCGAUGCAGAUGGUGCCAGUCGGUUCGACGACCUUGGGAAGCUACUAUCAGCCUGUCAACGCAUAGAAGAUGGGUCGUCUCGAGGUCUUGCAAUCGGAUCCAGAGCACAUCUAGUCGGCAGCGAAGCUGUGGUUAAGCGAUCUAAGCUUCGAAACUUCCUCAUGCACUCCUUUCACCUAAUCCUUCGCAUCCUUACUCCACCCGCCACCGCUGCUAUAAAAGACACCCAAUGUGGCUUCAAGCUCUUCUCCCGCGCCUCUUUGCCAUAUAUCAUUCCCUACAUGCACUCUGAAGGCUGGAUUUUUGACGUGGAAAUGCUCAUGCUUGCUGAAUUUGCAGGCAUUCCUGUGGCUGAGGUGCCGGUGGGCUGGAGAGAGGUCAAGGGGAGCAAGCUGAAUGUCAUAUGGGAUAGUUUGGGCAUGGCAUGGGGUUUGGCUAUCUUGCGGAUGGCAUGGGGGUUCGGCGUUUAUCGGCGGACUUCAGACCAUGGUAUUUUUCGGUGA